Messenger RNA from Zea mays, 578 nucleotides. RefSeq lists its product as uncharacterized. The record is from RefSeq and is a predicted model, not a curated record. Bases 127 to 414 code for a protein of 95 amino acids. NCBI's taxonomy places the organism in Eukaryota, Viridiplantae, Streptophyta, Magnoliopsida, Poales, Poaceae. The transcript has a single exon.
GGUAGCUCUACUUGACGCACUUGCUCCAAUCAGAUCAGCAGCAGCUCUUUCUCCUAGCUUGCAAGUGCUGUGCUAUUGCUGCGCCGUCUGCUAGAAACACCAGCAUUCCCAAAUCCCAAUCGCACGAUGGCUUCAGCCGGCGCUUCCAUUCCGAAGGAGGCCAGCGUUGCUGCCGUCGUCGUAUUCUUCCUGCUGAUCCUCGGCAAGGGGAUGCCGGCGGCGGCGGGGGUGACAAAAUGCGGCGAUUAUUGUCGCGCCAAGUGCAGCUUGGGCUGCGAGGACAGUGCCUCGGCUUGCAUCGCAGGCAACAUCAUGUGCAAGGACUAUCCUGAAACAUGUCACAAUUGCAAGGCCUUGGCCAUCGGCGCCUGCUUCGGAGCCUGCUACAGCCGCUGCACCGACGACUGCAUCUGAUCGGCAGGUAUUGACGGAUAUAGAUGGAAACUGUAUCUCCGCACUGCACCGUGUGUGUGUUUUUACUGUACAUCCGAGAUCGAAAUGAAGUGUAUUUAGUUUUUUUUAAUUUAUUAACUUUCAGAUAUGCUCUAAAAGUCACAUAGUUCGUGUUUGUUUGAGAU